CUUUUUCGAGAUUCUAUUUUCCGAAAUUUUGACAAUCAUAAGGAAGCACUCUUAUAGCCAAUUUCUAGAUAAUUUUAUCUAUCAGAUGUCUCCCAAAUAUUUCAUGAGUAACUGAGAUAUCUGGCAGAUAUUUAGAAGAUAUCCCAUGGACAAAGUUAUCAGUAAUUAUCUAGAAGUGAAGAAAUGAGUCAUUGUUCGAUUCUACCACUUGAACCUCUGGAUACUAGUAAAAAGUAGUUCGGACUGUUUGAAGCCAGCCCCCGUCCACUGAGGAAGAAAUAGAAAAAACAGAGGCCAGUAUUAAUCUACAGUCUUUUUUAUUUCAACAGUAAAUUUUUCAUCGAAUAUUUGUGUAAAUAAAUGUAUAAAAAAGGAACUAAUAAAAUACGGAAUAGAGAAACGCAGUGUCUGAUUUCGUUCGAAUAAACGAGAAACAUAGUGACGUGGAAUAAUCGAGAUUACGUCAAAUAAUCUUGUCCUACAUUGAACUAUCAACGUUAUAAGAUGGCUAAGUCAGAAAUUAAUUUGUUACAAGAGCUAUCAAUUAAACAAGGAUUUAUGCCUAUUUAUAAUUUUUCCGAAAAAGAUAUUAAUUACAAGAAACAAUUUAUAUGUAGCGUGGCUUGUAAAGAAUUGAUAACACAGGGUACAGGGAGUACAAAAAAAGAAGCCAAGCAUAAUGCUGCAAGAAACAUGCUGUCACUGUUGGCCACAAAUCGUAAAAUUCCAUUAUCAGUAGUUACUUCACAAGUAGUUACUUCACCAAUAGUUACAAACAUACCACAAAACCCCGAAAAAGUUUGCAACACAUCUUCAAGUGUACCAUUUCCAAAAGAAUACAACUCAAAUGAACAGUUCACUGUUGAACAUAAUUACAUUGGAAUGUUGCAAGAGUUCUGCCAACAAAAAAAAAUAUCAACGAAAGACAUUCAGUACGAACUUAUCUACGACGAAGGAUUACCUCACAUCAAAACAUUUACUGUAAAAGUCAGCUUGGGAUCACUAUGUGAAAGAGGCACGGGACAGUGUAAGAAGUCUGCUAAACAAGAAGCUGCGAAAAAAAUGCUACUACAUCUGAAUCCAAAUAUAAUAGCUAAUAAAAAUAUGGACACACAUAAGAACGACAUAUAUGAUAAGGAGACACUUGAGAAUAAUAUACGAGAAUUAGGUACAAAAAUAUCAGAAUGCGUUAACAAAGAUACUUUAUCAGUGGAAAAGUUAUCAGAAAAUGCAAAGUCGAUCUAUCUGAAAUAUACUAAAAGGACUAAUAUAAUCGAUCAGGAAAUCAAUCCCUUAACAAUCAAGGACUUCCAUAUGUUAUUUGAGAAGAAUUACUCCAAUAAAAUUACGUAUAGUAUGAAACAAAAAAUGCAGAUUAUAUUGGACAAAUACCGAGAAGAUCCACAUCUGAUGCAUGAGAUCAGACGAGAUAUAGAACAAGUAUUAAAAAUUACGAUACAACAAGUCACUGCAUGUAGCAAAUCACAGAAUUACUUGAUAUGCUUACGCUUGUUGUCCAAUCCUUGUAUUACGCAAUUCGGCAUAGGUGAGAAUAAAAUGGUAGCAGAAUGUCGUGCCAUGUAUAAUCUCAUGAGAGCUAUUUUAAUUUUUAUUAAUUAAUUCUGAAUGUUUGAAUUUUUUAAUUUUAUAUAUAUAUAUUAAUAAAUUCGUGAAUUAUCAAGAUUAAUACAUAAACAUAUAGAACGACAAUUUGUUUAUGAUUGCAAAUAUUUUACAAUUAAGAAUAUAUACAUUUGGCAACACACAUGCAUUUAUAUGACUUUGUUUACAUCGGGCACUUAAUACGCGUACUAACCAGUAAUUUUCUAUUAAAUUAUUUUAAUUUCGGCGAUGCGUGUAAAUGUAUACACAAUAUGGUUAUUUAAUUAAUCAUCU
This is a messenger RNA of Trachymyrmex cornetzi, 1896 nucleotides long. RefSeq lists its product as uncharacterized. The record is from RefSeq and is a predicted model, not a curated record. Gene Ontology annotation, molecular function: siRNA binding; double-stranded RNA binding. The transcript is spliced from 3 exons. Gene Ontology annotation, cellular component: RISC complex; RISC-loading complex; cytoplasm. The coding region runs from base 505 to 1620 and encodes 371 amino acids. Lineage: Eukaryota; Metazoa; Arthropoda; Insecta; Hymenoptera; Formicidae. Gene Ontology annotation, biological process: siRNA processing; regulation of regulatory ncRNA processing.